This is a messenger RNA of Symbiodinium pilosum, 711 nucleotides long. The record is from the annotation of a GenBank genome assembly. Lineage: Eukaryota; Dinophyceae; Suessiales; Symbiodiniaceae.
AUGAUUUCGGUGAUCGGGGGCCUUUGUUGUGGACUUGCGGCUGUGUUCACGGUGGUGGCCAACCAUGUUCGCUGGAUCCCACUGUACUUUGCUGGGCCCUUCCUGAUCUUUGUGUACAUGACCUGUGAUGCCGUGGACGGCAAGCACGCGCGGCGCACGAAGCAGAGCACGCCGCUCGGAGCCGUUGUGGAUCAUGGCAUCGAUGCCUUCUGCGCUUUCACCACAGGCGUCGCUGUUGUAGUGACAGCUGAUCCAGAGCUAAAGGACCCAAAUCUCAUGCUAGCCUUUUGCCUCUUUCAUGGGGCCUGGUUCUGUGCACAGUGGGGUGAGCUAGUCCUGGGCUCCCUGGAUCAGCGUGGGAUCACGGAGGGCGAGUUUGCCUCCAUGGCAGUCAUCUCUUUGCCUGGGAUCUUUGGCCCUGAUGCUGCCAAGUCCCAUCUGCCGGACUGGAUCCCUUACUUCGGAGCUAGGCCUAUUUUGGACCCUGUGACCACAGGGGUCAUCCUAGUCUGUGGAGGCGUCUGCCUGUCCUUUGCCUUGCGGAUCUUUCUGAAUCUUCAGGGUUUGGACAGGCUCAGGGCCGCCUUUCCCCUUGCCCACCUGGCUUUGCACACUGUUGCGGCCAUGCGUCUAGCGGCCUCCCCACUGAGACCCGAGUGGCCGCUGUUGACCUUCACCGUGGUGGGGAUGCAUGCCUCGCGCCUUGCCUAG